Pleurotus ostreatus (oyster mushroom) is the source of this 1722-nucleotide messenger RNA. RefSeq lists its product as uncharacterized. The transcript is spliced from 7 exons. Bases 1 to 1722 code for a protein of 573 amino acids. Gene Ontology annotation, molecular function: oxidoreductase activity. The record is from RefSeq and is a predicted model, not a curated record. NCBI's taxonomy places the organism in Eukaryota, Fungi, Basidiomycota, Agaricomycetes, Agaricales, Pleurotaceae.
AUGUCGCAAACAGCAGAUAACAGGAAACGAGUGGCAAUUGUUGGCGGGGGCGCGGCAGGAAUGUCUGCGGCAUACGCCCUCUCGCUCUGCCCAGGCGAGUUCGAAGUAGUGCUAUUCGAACGUUCGUCGUCUCCGGGUGGAAUGGCCACCUCGACGCCGAUCAAUGCAAAGAAAUAUGGCGCGAGUUACAUCAACGAUGGCGUUCAAGGCGGUUCCCCAGUUUUCGGAAAUACUUACUCGAUGUUCGAGAAGCUCGGCUGCACACCUUCCGAAGUUGGCUUCCAAAUCAGUUUUGGUCGAGAGGUCGGCGAAGACUAUUGGAGCAACGUUUUCCCCGCCGCACUGCUCGACCAACACAAGGAUUCCAUCAAGAGAUUCUCCACGUUUUUGAAGGUCACCUCAAACCCGGUCUUAGAACCAGUGUUCGGUCUCAUGCCUAUCCAUCUCUCGCUCACUCUCUUCCGCUUCCCAAAGACGUUUGCAGAGGCACUGGUCUUUCCUCUCGUGGCGUUGUUCAUGGGCACGGGUAAUCAGACGCCUUACGUCUCGACCGCCAUUGUUGAAAGGUUGUUCACGGACAAGAGCAUGCGCCUGUUCGACUAUAGCAAGGAAAGCUUCGUAAACGGUAUCCCUGAGAUGAGGGCCUUUCCUUGCCUCGGAGAAGUUUAUAGACGAUGGAAGAAGGAAGUCGAGUCCAGAGGCAAUGUUGAAGUUAGGCUCCGGGUAGAAGUCACGGGUAUGCAGAGAUCAGUCAAGUACGUCGACCAGUCGAACGGCCAGAAGCGUGAAGGCGUCAAGAUCUACUCGCGCGCAACGCUCGGUACCAAUAACGACCAGGAAAUAGAGGGGUAUGCCGGAGCAGAAACAGAAGAGAUGUUCAGCGACGUCAUUAUAGCCUGCGAUGCAGAUGCGGCACUCAAAGUUUUGGGAAAGGACGCGAGCUGGAUGGAGAGGAAAGUAUUAGGAAACGUCAAAUAUUUGUGGGAUAUCACUGUCACCCAUAAUGAUCUAGGGUACCUAGAAAAGUACUACCGAGUUCGCUUCAGCGACGAUCUUCCAUCCAAGAAACGCCUUGCUGAAGGAGACGAAGAAACCAAGAAAGCUGUUGAGUUUGCGAAGGAUAACUUCAACCCUCUGUACUAUGUCCGUUCGUAUCCAGAAGACAAGAAGAAGAUCGAGAUGUCGUUUGACUUGACGAAUUAUCAGCCACAAUUCAAAGGAGAAAGUCCCUUCGGCCCGGAUGACGACCAGGCAAACGAUGACCGUGCUGCCAGCGCAUCGGAUCCACGUAGAUCGAUACACGCUGUGAGCCUUGCUGAUGGGGAACUUCCCCCUCUCGAAGAUCACGUAUUUCAGACUAUAUUCUUGGAUAAGGACGGUUCCGAGGGGAUGUGGACCAAGAGCGAAAUCGAUAAGGAGAAAGUUAUCGCGGAGAAAUGGUGGAAGCAACAGUCGCAUCGGUGGCAGCAUUACGCAGGAACCGUGCCUUGGAUGAUGUUCUUGAACGGUAAAAGGCACACCUAUUUCGCGGGAGCGUGGACGAUUCUGAACAUGCACGAGAUUGCCGUAUGUUCCGGGCUUGGGGCAGCGUACAGGUUGGGAGCACCGUACCCUUUCGCCGACAAACCGGAGGAGUUAUGCGGAAGACUGUUCAAGUUGACGCUCGGAGUGAACCAUAGGAUGCGAGCUAGGAAAGAGGACAGGGAUGGGUUUAUCGCUUGA